CACCAGCAGACACAGCAACACCAGCACGGCAUCUUCUCCCGCCGGCCCUCCUUCUUCGGCGGCAGGCAUCGCACCGCCUCCAGACACGGCGCCGCCUCGUCCCUCUCCCACUCGCAUGCUGCCCCCGCAGACACGGCGCCGCCCCAGCUCCAUGUCCAGCCCGCGCCGCCCAUCACCAACUCUGCUGAUGCUGCUGCUCCCGAUGCUGCUGUUCCUAAUAGAUUAAACACGCCCCCUCCCCACGAUUCUGCAGACGACCCCACCAAGCACCAGCAGCCCACGACCCCCCAGCGCCGCCGCCACGUAAGCAGGCACAGCAUCGCUUCAUCCGUCACGGAUCUCGGCUCCCAGCUGCGCACCUCGCGCUCGGCCUCACUACGCACCACAAACUCGUCCAGCACCCGCAAGACGUCGUCCUCGUCGCACACGAGGACGCCCUCGGCCACGCUGGCCCUCGCCGAAGCUGAAAAGGCCCCCGCGCCCCAGCCAACCCACCCCCAGCGCCCGACCCUCUCCGUCUCCACCUUUACUCGCUCCUCCAAGCAAAAGGCCCACGACGCCCCCCAGAGCCCCUCGAGCGCCGUCGACAAGCCAAAGAACCCUUUCGCCAUGGCCGUGCCUAUGCCCCUGCGUCACCCGCCCACCCAAAAGGACAUUCUGCACGCAAACCAGCAGUCCAACCGCACCCUCGCCCCUGCCGCCCCCAUCCCCGUCCCCAAUGGCUCAAACCCAAACCUUGUCUUCCAGCAUAUCCAAGAGCUCGCCUCGAAGCGCAUCUCCACGCUCGACUACCUCCGCAAGGCUCACGAAGGCAGAAUAUACUGGUUCAACACGCUCCUCUUCUCCAAAUCCGACCUCACCCGCCUCCCCUCCUUUACCUCGCGCAACCAAGCCCGCCGCGCUACCCACUACCUCCUCCUCGGCUUCUCCCUCCCCACCAUCCUCGACCUCAACGCAAACUCGCCCGCCGACUACCUCAAGGCCCUCAAUGCCUUGCUCAUUGAGUUUGAGCAGUACCAGUCCAUGCACCCUGCCGAUGGCUCGACUCCUUCAACCCUGAGCCGUGCUCGCCUCCCGCAAAUGUUCAAGCGCGCAAACAUGGGCAUGACCAUGGGCAUGGGCAGUAAAGGUCGUCGUAGUAGCAGCGCAACCGGUGACUUUCCUAUCCUCACCCCGAGCAAUAGCUUCAACGGCAUAGAGGGCAUGGGCAUCGACUCGCCACCGACUGAUGACUUGCUCCUGCCAAACGAGUCGUAUACGCACCUGCAAACCCCGUCGCUACCCUUUGACCCAGACUUUUUCAGCACAUUCGCCACACUCUGCGAUGUCCUCAUCGAUUGCUACACACGCAUCCUGUCCAUGCUGAGUACCCCCGAGAGCGUCGCCAUGGCCGGUGGAGGCGUCCCCAGUAUUGUCGGCGACUUGUUCAACAAGGCCGACGCACGAGUCCGUAAGAUUAUUCUCGCCGGUGUUGUAAGAGAGUUUGAAGAUAGCUGUCGUGCUGGCGUUAAGAGCGAAGUUGGCGGCGUGGGCAAGGUUGUCCUGGGUGGCUUGAUG
Molecule: messenger RNA, 1557 nt
Organism: Bipolaris victoriae FI3
Lineage: Eukaryota; Fungi; Ascomycota; Dothideomycetes; Pleosporales; Pleosporaceae
Exons: 2
Source: RefSeq, a predicted model, not a curated record